AUGUCCUCAGAAAUGCCAGUGGAGGAGGAGGAGAAAUGGUUUCAGACUCACCUUGUUCUCAAGGAGAUGGAGGCGAGAGCAGUGGAUGAGAGACUUAUGGAAGAUUCUUUCAAGUACCAGGAUAAGAAGCCCAAGAAUGUGCAGGAACACAUCGGUGAGUCUGCUGGAAAAUUACUGCCCGUGUUAGUGACUGUGGGCCUGGGGCUGUGCAGGAGCAGUAUAAAAGCGGGAAAUUCUCCUCACCCUCUCAUCCAGUGCUCUUGGCUCUGUCUCCUCGAGGACAAGGUGAAGCUCUACCAUCCAGACAUGUCCUGCUACAGCCCGUGCCUGCCCUGCCAGCCCUGCGGCCCGACCCCGCUGGCCAACAGCUGCAAUGAGCCCUGUGUCAGGCAGUGCCAGGACUCCAAUGUCUUCAUCCAGCCCUCCCCCGUGGUGGUGACCCUGCCCGGACCCAUCCUCACCUCCUUCCCACAGAACACCGCCGUGGGCUCCUCCACCUCUGCUGCCGUUGGCAGCAUCCUCAGCUCCGAGGGAGUGCCCAUCAACUCCGGGGGCUUUGGCCUCUCUGGCUUGGGCCUCUCUGGCUUGGGCAGCCGCUUCUGUGGCAGGAGGUGCCCCCCCUGCUAA
Messenger RNA from Neopsephotus bourkii (Bourke's parrot), 627 nucleotides. RefSeq lists its product as uncharacterized. Lineage: Eukaryota; Metazoa; Chordata; Aves; Psittaciformes; Psittacidae. Gene Ontology annotation, molecular function: structural constituent of cytoskeleton. The record is from RefSeq and is a predicted model, not a curated record. Gene Ontology annotation, cellular component: intermediate filament.